AUGUGGACAGAACUUACUUUUACGCUCCUCUUGUGUGUGCUCACAGCGGCUGAGAAGCCCGCGACGAAGCGGUUUACAGCGCUCACACCACCAAUUUCUCUUAUCCAGGGAGAAGUAAGCAACACGUUUCAUCGUUUUGCUAUUCCAAAAGGUCCUAUUGCCGUAUAUCGUUUUGAAGCGGAAGUAGUGGAAAAAGAUGGGGAUGGCAACGUCGUGCCUGUGGCCACGUACGACGCGUAUCUUCAUCACCACGUAUUUGGCAGCACUCACAAGCAGUACGAUGAUAUGAAAAGUCGCUGGGCUCCUAUGAAACCAAAGAACUUCAGUCGUAGUGUGGCAUUUGGUGCUGGCACCGAGUGUCGUGGUACCCCUCAAGAGUUUUAUUUCCCGUAUGCUUUUAUGACUGUGGAUGGAGAAGAUGAAUGGCUGGCGAAUGUGCACGUUAUCAAUACACGUAACAUGCCAUCUGAGCGCGCACAUCGAUGUCUAGAGUGUCCGUGUACGUCUGAAGAUGAGUUUACAGCUACGAGUGUGAAUGGUAUUCCUUUUCGCAAUGGCAGUUGCAAUGCCCAAUUGCUUUAUGAAGAGAAUACUGUUUGUUCAGCCACUACUUACCAUGGAGGUUUACGUUGUUGCGAGAAUGCCGAGUUUUGCCUCGAGCACAAGGAACUCGAAGUAGCGGAGGGCAGCAAGGCGGUCUACUACUUGCGCUACUCGCUUGAAUAUGCUGACAUCGUGUCGGAAAAUCGUCCGCUUUAUCUUGCAGCGUGUUGUGAUGCAUCGGGGUCUCUCGAAUUCACGGGAAACGUCGAAUACGACGUGCCACUGUGUGAUCCAGACACGCACCCUGGUUGUGUGCACACUCUGUCGACACGCCAGCGACUGGAUCACACUCCGUUAACACGCCAGCUGGUGGAUGAUGAUAACGAUUCAUUGUACGCGUAUCGUCAGCAUGCAGGAUCAGCACGUGACGUGGAGCUGGUGUAUGCAGUUGGUCACCAGCAUCGUGGUGGGCUUGGUAUUCAGUUAUACGACGACGCGACGGGAGAUUUGAUCUGUGCUUCAGUACCCAAGUACGGCUCUGGAUCCGAGGCUGGCAAUGAAGACGGAUACAUUGUAUCCAUGAGCAGUUGCACGUUUAAUCCGCCCCGAAGAAUGAGUACGACAGAUAUUGUUCGCAUUGUGGCGCUUUAUAACAACACAGUGCCGCACACUGGAGUUAUGAGUCUUAUGUACAUCGCUUUGAGCGAUUUUCCGCUGAAUGAAACGGCGUUGGACUCAACAAUGUCAACAUCUACGACUCUAUCGCAUCAGUCAUUGGCAAGUACUAGCGAAAUGCUAGUAGCCGGCGCUGUGGCGGGUACGGCAGUUUGUGCUUUGGUGAUGGUGGUGGUUACACGCUGGAAAAAGCGGUCGGGUUACACUCCUCUGGCGCCCCAAUCCACGUAA
Molecule: messenger RNA, 1449 nt
Organism: Plasmopara halstedii
Lineage: Eukaryota; Oomycota; Peronosporomycetes; Peronosporales; Peronosporaceae
Product: Stress up-regulated Nod 19
Exons: 1
Coding region: 1-1449 (482 amino acids)
Source: RefSeq, a predicted model, not a curated record